Messenger RNA from Mesocricetus auratus (golden hamster), 315 nucleotides. Its product is annotated as 40S ribosomal protein S27-like. Gene Ontology annotation, biological process: translation; ribosomal small subunit assembly. The record is from RefSeq and is a predicted model, not a curated record. Gene Ontology annotation, molecular function: RNA binding; structural constituent of ribosome. Gene Ontology annotation, cellular component: cytosolic small ribosomal subunit; ribosome. The coding region runs from base 22 to 276 and encodes 84 amino acids. The transcript has a single exon. Lineage: Eukaryota; Metazoa; Chordata; Mammalia; Rodentia; Cricetidae.
UGACAACCUCCCUACGAGAACAUGCCUCUCGCAAAAGAUCUCCUUCAUCCCUCUCCUGAAGAGGAGAAGAGGAAACACAAGAGAAAGCGCCUGGUGCAGAGCCCCAGUUCCUAUUUUAUGGAUGUCAAGUGCCCAGGAUGCUAUAAAGUCACCACGGUCUUCAGCCAUGCACAAACGGCAGUCUUGUGUGUUGGCUGCUCCACUGUCCUCUGUCAGCCUACGGGCAGAAAAGCAAGGCUGACAGAAGGAUGCUCCCUCAGGAGGAAGCAGCACUGAGAAGCACCUGAUUCAGGAUGCGUGGGAACCACCCCAAUA